AUGGAAGGCUACGACGAAGUCAGCUUCUCGCAACAAUAUACGGUAGUUAGAAAAUACGCGACCGAAUCAUCGCGGCGACGAUCGUUUGAAGAAUGGCCAAUAGGUUUGAAGCAAACGGCAGAGCGAAUGGUUGAAGCUGGUUUUUAUUAUACCGGUUAUUCUGACAAGGUCAUUUGUUUUUCCUGCGGAGGUGGGCUCAGCAAGUGGGAGAAGGAUGAUGACCCAUGAGAGCAGCAAUCUCUUUAUUACGGUGACUGCGAUUAUGUGGUCCUCAUCAAAGGCGAGUCAUAUCACGACGAGGUGGUGGCAACACUUGCAGCCAGGCGCAUAGCCGAAGAAAAUGGUCAAAAUUUGCCAUUCAGUGCCGCACCGAGCAGCACAGUAUCGACCAGCGCAGCGUUGUCUACAUCGCCAACAACCGAUUGUGACGAGCCAGAGCAACCAAGGCCAUGCAAAAUCUGCUUCGACAUUGAUUGCAAUUGUGUCUUCAUACCAUGUGGGCAUAUAAUCAUUUGUGUUAAAUGUGCUUUUGCUGUUAAA
Molecule: messenger RNA, 540 nt
Organism: Sitodiplosis mosellana (orange wheat blossom midge)
Lineage: Eukaryota; Metazoa; Arthropoda; Insecta; Diptera; Cecidomyiidae
Product: death-associated inhibitor of apoptosis 1-like
Exons: 1
Biological process (GO): regulation of cell cycle; positive regulation of protein ubiquitination; negative regulation of apoptotic process
Cellular component (GO): nucleus; cytoplasm
Molecular function (GO): cysteine-type endopeptidase inhibitor activity involved in apoptotic process; ubiquitin protein ligase activity
Source: RefSeq, a predicted model, not a curated record